Messenger RNA from Gossypium raimondii (Peruvian cotton), 775 nucleotides. Its product is annotated as non-specific lipid transfer protein GPI-anchored 7. NCBI's taxonomy places the organism in Eukaryota, Viridiplantae, Streptophyta, Magnoliopsida, Malvales, Malvaceae. The transcript has 3 exons. The record is from RefSeq and is a predicted model, not a curated record. Bases 72 to 497 code for a protein of 141 amino acids.
GGGGAGGGCAGAAAAAAAACAACAAAAAACACAUACACAAACAGGGUCGAAUUACAAUUGAGAAAAACGCAAUGGCUCAAAAGAUGAUGAUGAUGGCGGUCCUUGUGAUAUUAGGGACGAUGAUGGCAACGUUCACGGUUGCGCAAGAGACUUGUGCGCAGAGCCUGGUGCCUUGUGCUCCUUACCUUAACAACGCCACUGCACAACCGCAGGAUGAUUGCUGUAAUCCUAUCAAACAAGCCGUGGAAACUCAACUUACUUGCCUUUGCAACCUCUUUAACGACCCUACUUUGCUUUCAUCUUUUAACGUCACCGUCUCUGAAGCUCUUAGGAUCGCUCGUGAGUGUGGUGUCACUACAGAUCUCAGCGCCUGCAACAACGCUACUUCUCCCACGUCUGCUCCACCCCCGCCAGGUGAAAGUGGAGGUGCUGAUAGGAUAGUAUUGACCGGAAUCACCACUUUGUUCUUAUUUUUAGCGUCUAUAGCGUUGUACUAAGAUGACAUUUGGGACCUUGCUGAGCUGAUGAGGAUUUUAUAUCGGAGUAAAUAAUACAGAGAUCAUUCAUAUUUAGGCAUUUCGAGUUUGGUUUAUCUUGAGAUUUUUAUUGUUUGAUACUCUCUUAUGUAUUUAUGUCCUUAUUUGAUUAAUAUUGUUAGCACAUAUAUUAUUUAUUCAGUAAAUUUUAUUGUUGUUGUAUGUCAUUGUCAGCAUCAUUUUGGGUGUCCAAAAUUGUAUUACUUAUUCCUUUGUAGUUAAGUUUCAACUUUGGCAUA